AAAAUCAACAAAGAAGUCUUCGACUUCUUAGCGUCGGCUUCGAACAAAUUCGGUAUAGGUUUCUGGAGUCCCGGUUCGGGCAUCAUUCAUCAAACUUUCUUCGAAAAUUAUGCUUUUCCUGGGCUCUUAGUUAUUGGAACGGAUUCUCAUACUCCUAAUGGAGGUGGACUCGCUGGUCUGUGCGUUGGAGUGGGAGGUGGCGACGCCGUAGAUGUGAUGGCUGGCAUACCAUGGGAGCUGAAGUGCCCAAAAGUUAUUGGAGUACACUUGACAGGCAAACUUUCUGGAUGGACUGCCCCCAAGGAUAUUAUCCUCAAGGUAUGCGACAUACUCAAAGUGAAAGGUGGCACCGGCGCCGUUGUCGAAUAUUUUGGACCUGGGGUAGAAUCUCUUUCCGCCCCUGGCAUGGGAACGAUAUGUAACAUGGGUGCCGAGGUUGGAGCGACGACCUCAGUGUUUCCGUACACUAAGGGUAUGAGGGAGUACUUAGAGUCUACUGAACGUUACGACAUUGCCAAAGAAACGGAAAAAUACAAAGAUCUCUUCGUAGCUGAUGAAGGCGCCCAUUAUGACAAAGUUGUGCACAUUAAUCUCGACGAACUGGUCCCUCAUAUAAACGGACCCUAUACACCUGAUCUCGCCACUCCUAUUGACCAGCUAGGAGAGAAAGCAAAAAAGAACGACUGGCCUUUGGAUAUCAAAGUUUCUCUAAUUGGUUCUUGCACCAACUCAUCCUAUGAGGACAUGACUCGAGCUGCUUCCAUCGCCAAACAGGUCAUUUUUCAGUUUUUGUAA
Cylicostephanus goldi is the source of this 795-nucleotide messenger RNA. The record is from the annotation of a GenBank genome assembly. NCBI's taxonomy places the organism in Eukaryota, Metazoa, Nematoda, Chromadorea, Rhabditida, Strongylidae.